UGCGGCCCAUUUGCUGAGGCGCUAGGCCCAGACCAAAAACUAAAUUUACGUGAAGCCCAAACUCUUCUAGUAACGGAACAACUGUCCGCACUCCGCAUUUGUUCGCUCCGUCGGUUCUGGUUCUAGGUUUAGAAAUCCCCAAAUCCCAUUUUUUUCCAAUCGAAUUCGAUCUUCAAUCGUCGGCACAGCCCUGCGCCGGCGCCGUCGACCACGGCGAUCUCCGGUGUCUGAUUGCUUUCGGAGGGAGGCAUGGAGGGCUGCUCCAAGACGACCGCCGGCGCGGGGGUGGCCGGCCUCCCUGACGACCCCGUGCUGGAGAUCCUGUCCCGCGUCCCUGCCAAGUCCGUCUGCCGGUUCAAGUGCGUGUCCAAGGCCUGGCGCGACCUCAUCGCCGACCCUAACAACCGUAAGAGGCUCCGCCACGCCAUGCAGGGAUUGUUUGUCCAGACGUACGCGGAUGAAUUGGAUGACGAGGAAUUGGGCAAGGAUGACUUGGGCCGUAUCAGGUUCCGUUUCAUCAACCUGACAGCAGUGAGAUCCGUGCCUCUGGACAUCGACCCUUGCUUCUCCUUCCUGACGGAAAUGACUGGGAUCAAGGCCUUCUUGUUGGAUUCCUGCAAUGGGCUUAUCCUUUUCGGGCAGAGUCAGGAUCCGUCUCUCCUAUUGCUAUUGGAUGGCUAUAUCGUGUGCAACCCAACCACAAGGCAAUGGUCUGCUGUGCCUGCUUGCGGCUCUAGGGAAGCGAUAAGCCACACCUAUUUGGCUUUCGAUCCGGUUGUAUCCUCUCACUUUCACUUGGUCCAGCUCCAGAUUCCUGAUGUGCAAGAGAAUGUAGUGUCGUUGCAUGUUUACUCGUCUGAAACUGGGACUUGGAGUCACAACCAAAUUGACAAACAAAAAGAGCAAGGACAAUUGGAAGGGUGGCAUCAUCAGUUUACACUAGACCCUCUUCAGCAUCAGUGUGCCUUUGUUAAUGGCUUCCUACAUCUGAUAGUUUGGGGCUCAAAUGUACAUCACAUACUUGCUGUAGAUGUACAAGGGAAGGCAAGAAGGAUGAUCACUGUGCCAGGUCUGGCUGAUGGGAGACACGAGCACAACUUUGUUUGUUAUUUCGGUCAAUCCCAAGGGCACCUACAUUGCAUGAUUCUAGAGUCUGCUGAUAAAAAGAAUGUGGAACUAUCCACCUGGGUUCUUCAGGAUUAUGAUACACAAGAAUGGGUGUUGAAAAACACUGUGAACUCUUUGGAUGUCUUUGGAGAUAUGGGUGGAGUGCUAGAGUUUCAAGUGAUUUACAUUCAUCAAGAUUGUAAUUUGGUUUUCAUUUUUGAUCAGUUGAACUAUGAGCUGGUAGCAUACGACAUGGACCGUAAGGAAGCGAGUGUUAUUGCCACUUUGGAAGAUGACAAAACCCAAUCUGAUUUUGCUCGUUACAUUCCCUAUUUCUCAGAAUCACCAGCUCUCACAAAUAAGUACUGAGUGUGUGCUCUAAGUAUGAGCUAGCGGCUUGGUUAAAUAACAGUAGACUCAUGUGAAAUGUUCUGCUUGUGCUUGGAUGUAUGCCUUCUUAAUUAGUACUGCAAGCCUGUUGAGACAUUGGAUGUAUGCCUUUCAUGCUUUUGAUCUAAUUAGUACUGCAAGCUUGUUGAAACAUUUAUAUAGUGUACCUUUAGGGAUGCUAAUUAUAUUAAUGAAUAUUGUUGCACAAGUUGAACAAUUUCGACUUUUGGUGAUAAGUUUUAUGA
Sorghum bicolor (sorghum) is the source of this 1742-nucleotide messenger RNA. RefSeq names its product putative F-box protein At1g19160. The transcript is spliced from 2 exons. Lineage: Eukaryota; Viridiplantae; Streptophyta; Magnoliopsida; Poales; Poaceae. The record is from RefSeq and is a predicted model, not a curated record. Gene Ontology annotation, molecular function: protein binding. The coding region runs from base 250 to 1476 and encodes 408 amino acids.